AGUGAGAGGGAACAACAGUAACGUUCACCACUACUUUGCCUCACUCAAGUGCACGGUCUUCGCCAACCCGCGCGCCAGUGUAUUUAUCGACUAGCUUACCACAUUGCAGCCUAGGACCAUGGACGCCAGGAUAGGGUGAAGGAGGAGAGGAAGACGCUAACAAUUUAAAGAAAAGAAAAGUGUUUGUUUGUUUGUUUGUUUGCGAGGGAUAUAAAUUAAACCGUAACUGGGGAAAUUUGUGAGACUCCAAGGGGGUUGUAAGUUCUUCUGGUGGACUUGUGAGACUUUUUGAGUGGCGGCGGGUGGUUACUGGAGUGCCAGAAAGUAAGGUGCCUCAGGGCGGUGCUGGAAGAUGUGGUGGAAAUGGACCUUGGCGUUGGCACUGCUGCUGGCAAUGUUUGCCGUGGCGCGGGCGGACGAGGACAAGAAACAAGACAAAGUCGAUGAAGUCGAGUUACAACGGCAAGAAAAACUUGCAAAGGUCGCCAAGAUUUUAGAAAAGGAGGGAAAGUAUGAUCCGAUGCGUUCCAGAGUAGCGCCGCCAGAUUUUAUACCAUCGUCAGGAAGCAGCAGUAGAGCCAAACGUGAUUUAGAUCCAAUGAUGUCCCGGAUGGCGCCGCGUCAGUACGGUAAGGAGAAUGCCCCUUACGUCAUCAGUGCAGAACGCCUGGCAACGAUCCGCGCCGAACUCACGUACCCGUUUUUCGACACGGACAUCUACGGCGGCACUGGCGAUCUAGAGACGAACGUCAACUCACAGAACACCCAGGUCAACAAGCAGCUCACCUUCCUCCUGCCUUUCUUCGGCUUCGGGCUCAACUACACCUGGGUAUCACUCAACGGAUACUUGGGGUUCUCGGACGCGCCCUUCAACUGGAAGCAUUACCCCCUCAGCUUCCCUGUGCCACAGUGGCCGGACCGUCCUGAUCCGUCUUUCAUUGGACCCUUCUACUCUAAAUGCAACAUCGGACAACUGAGACCCCGCGACCUCGACACCAGACAGCCUGGAUUGUAUUGGAGGUUGGAGCGUGACCUUCCCUCCCGCGAGGACCAGUUCGGAGUUGAGAUCCGUGAGCGGGUCAAGUGGGAUAUCCGUGAGGGUAUUGUAGGCGCCACCAUCUUCAAGCCGAAACACGUCAUUAUCGUCACCUGGAAGAAUGUCACCUUUGCCGGUGGUUCCGUCAACACUGAUGCUAAAUAUGUCACCAACACCUUCCAACUGGUGGUGGUCACGGACGAGAUCAGGACUUACUGUCUCUUUAACUAUGCCUACAUGAAGUGGACCUCCCAUACCGAAGCUGGCGGCUCUACUGACGAGGGACAAGGUGGAACCCCUGCUUAUGUCGGGUUCAACGCCGGGAACGGGACCCGCGCCUACGAAUACACUCCCUACAGCCAGCAGCUCUACAUCCGUGACCUCGCGACCUCCGGCAAUGCCACUGGCCUCCCAGGGCGACAUAUCUUCCGGAUUGACGAGAAGAUCCUCUCCGGCUGCUGCAGGAGGGAGGAACAACUGAAGGUGUACCCGCUGACGUUCUCACCCGAGCAAGGCAACAUGCUGGGAGGUACUCUAGUCAACCUGACGGGGCCCUGCUUCAGUGAGAGCUACCGCCUCACCUGCCAGUUCGAUACCACCACUGUCGAGGGCCACGUGCUCGACACCAAUCGGGCCUCCUGUAUCGUGCCUCAGCUCCUCGUCUCAGGCUACGUCGACUUUUCCAUCUCCAUCAACAGUGGACCUUACUACUGGAAGGGCAAGUUCUUCGUCGAGACACCACUGACGUCGCCUGAGGGAGUAUGGUUCAGGGAUGACAACUACCAACAACACUCACCCGAAACCAUGGAGAUCAGUUGGCUGGCAGGUAACUUGACCAUGAACAGAGACGCGCCUGUCGUAAUGUCCCUCUGGGGUUACCGAGAGAUCACCGUGCAGCCAGAACUCAUCUACAUCGACAUCCUUGUGGACGGGGUGCCCAACACAGGAUCGUACACCCUCACCCCGACCGACUACGCCAACAACAACAACUACAACCAGCUGGACCUGGAGAUGGGUCUUCUCAUGAUCAACCUCACCACCCCGGAGCCUCAGUUCGGGCUCAAACAAUCCACGGUGGUGUGGUCACGUCCCAUUCCGUUGGCCUGGUACUUCCAUUUCCAGUGGGAGCGACUCUACGGCACCAAUUGGCAGGUGGCCAUGUGUGACAGGUGGAUCGAGAACGACAGGAACCUCAGGAACUUUGCUUACGAGGUGGAACGCUGCCCGUGCCUCCUAAAGCAGGCAGUGGCAGACAGGGGAAGGUUCCUUCCAGACUUCUCGUGUGACCGUGACGGCAACACUGAGUGCGAAUACCACUUCGGCGCCAUCCACUGUGUCCGUACCGCCCUUCCCAAGUACUAAGGACGGGCAGGUCAACAGUGUUGCUACGAUCGUGACGGCUACCUCAUGAUGACUGCUGACAAGAUGUGGGGCGGCAACCCUCACCGAGCACAUAAUCUCGGCAAGACGCCCUUCAACGAGGCCAACAAGGUACCGAGUAUGUCUCACUGGUACCAUGACGUCAUCCCCUUCUACACGUGUUGCAAGUGGCAGGGUGAACAGUCCCCCGGCUGUGUCACCUACAGGUUCGAGCGACGCGCCUCCCAGGACUGUGUCGGCUACCAACCUCCUACUGCUGCCACGGUGUUCGGUGACCCUCACAUCUACACCUUCGACGACCUGCCCUACACGUUCAACGGGAAGGGGGAAUUCGUGCUGGUGAGGGUCGACUCUCUCCGUCACGUGCUUGAUGUUCAGGGCCGCUUCGAGCAGAUCUCCAAGAACUACCUUGGCGAGUCUAAAGGCUCCAUGCUCACAGCUGUUGCAGCUCGAGACAACAUAUCAUCAGUAGUGGAGGUUCGUCAACGCCCCACAGACGCUAUCUGGCGCUACCACUUGGACGUGAUCGUGGACGGACAGAGGGUGUACUUCGACAGGUACUCUCAGAAGAUCCAGCAGUUCAGAGAAUGCGUGGUGUACACUCCUAGCAACAUCCUCAACCAGAGCCACGUCAUCAUCAUGUUUGCCUCCGGGGCGGGCGUCGAGGUUAUGGAGAAUAUGGGAUUCCUCGGCACCAGGAUAUACCUACCUCUGAGCUUUGCGAACAUAACACGGGGACUCUUCGGUAAUUGGACGUUUGAUCCUGCAGACGACUUCGUGCUGCCUGACGGUUCUGAGGGCCCCAGCGUAGACAGUAACAACCUUGAGCUCAUCCACAAGCAGUUUGCCAUGAAUUGGGUGCUGGACGACAAGGAGUCUCCGUAUGUAGGGAAGAGUCUGUUCUUCCACGAGAGUUCCCGCUCCAGCAACUACUACUACGACUUUGAGUUUAUACCACAAUGGAAUUCCCAUCCAGAUCUCUCCCCCAACGCGACAACACCCAUGGCUGACAUAGAUCGGGUGUGUGGUGACUCUUACCAAUGCUACUACGACUACGUGGUCACGCUCAGGAGGGACUUCGCCGUCAUGACCAAGUACUACCAGGACCAGUUCGUCAACAUCAAGAAAGAGGGACUCACAAAUGUGGUGUCGUGUGGAGCACUGCCAACACCUCCUAAUGGGCGUAAAUCAACGUUUAACUUCCUGAGUGGCGCUGAGGUGAAGUUCGACUGUGACCCGGGCUACGUGUUGCUUGGUGAGCAGCGCCGUUGGUGCUACGCCUCCGGGGACUGGAACUGGCCUGAGGAUGGCGAGGCUUUGUGUGUCACUGAGGCGGAGUACCUGAUGAUGCAGCAGGGGAUAACUGCCGGUACCGUGCUGGCCGUCCUCUUGCCAGUCCUCUUCGCCCUCUUCUGUUUCGCCUCCUACCAGCGCUCCAAGUCUCGCCAAGGCUCACGCCCUCGCCCCCCCUCCCCGCGCCUCGCCAAACCUCCCGCCCCACGCCCGGUCAUAUCACAUCCUAUCCCCACCAAGGACCUUGACUACUACCCCGUCACCACCACUGAAGAUCCUAUCACCUGGAAGGCAGGACCAACUGACCUGAAACUUCUUAGUGAAGCUCCCCUGGGCAGAGCUGACGAAUACAGCACCACAGAAACAGCAGCGUCCUCCAUUACCGCCUCCGUCAGCGACUCCGGCAGUUACAUCUACGCUGACUCUCCCACUCGCCUCGACCCCCUGGGCUGCAGACCCAUGAGAGUUCCCAAGAGUUUUGACGGCGACUACAGCACCCACGAGCCUCUCAACGACAAACCUGUCGUCUUCCAGAAUGUGUUGUGGGACCUGGAUGACAAUCCGUCCAAGGAGUCGAGUGUAUAGCGUCACACUGUCACCUGUUACCGUGGCGCUACAAUAGUUUAUACAUUAGCUGGUAACGAUCUGCCGAGGGGUAAAGAGGGAAUCUGGUGGGAGGAUGUUUGACCGAAGUGUUCUGUUAAAGGCUACAGGUCAAGGUUGCCUCGUCAGGGUAUGCAACCAACCCAUUAAGACUAAGCUUGUCAGUCUUAAUGGACCCGCUGGGACCCAUUUUACCAGUCAACGUUUAAUUAUGCCACAACAAAUUACCUCUUUAUCCUGAAUUUUUGUUUUUCAUGUCGGACUUUCGUUAAGCUGUGUUAAACAAUAAUGAAUUCUAGUUCAUAUCAUCGUGUCUCAUACUAAGAUUUAAGAGGACACACACCAAUAGACGGACGCUAGCUAGUCUAAGUUAUUCUGUUGAGCCAGAUAAACAACUUGCCUUACCAUCAGAGAACAUCGUACGACCACAACGGUUCGUCAUACUAGGGAACUUGAUCCUUUAAUUCCGCAAAUUCUGGCAGUAAAUGUUUUUACUUUAAUAAGAGUAUACCAGGAUAUGUUUACACCUCAGGGUGUAUUCAUGUGGGCGCUUGUCCGUCCGUCCGUCCCUCCGUUCGUACAAACCUGAAUAGGCCCUCUUGCGUCCCACCCGGAGUUGUUAGUAGGAUUGUGUUAUUAUUACCCAGUGUAGAGCAGUGGAAUUUAUAAGGGUUUUUAUAUGCGUCUUUGGAUUUAUCUGCUAAGAGUUUUCAAGCCAUUUUCUUCUGUUUUUCGUCACCCUACCGAGGCUCCGUCGGCUGAGUCCCUAAACCAAAGAUCCCCUCUGGCUCUGAGGAUGGGACAGUACAAUACAGUGCAGUAUACUGUACUGUAGCUUGAGUAUUUGGCCCAGUCAACGGAUCUGUAAUUGUUUAGCAAGUACCGAGCCGACAAUUUUCUUGUCGGGGAACACCACUCAC
Molecule: messenger RNA, 5232 nt
Organism: Homarus americanus (American lobster)
Lineage: Eukaryota; Metazoa; Arthropoda; Malacostraca; Decapoda; Nephropidae
Gene: mesh
Product: protein mesh-like
Exons: 22
Biological process (GO): cell-matrix adhesion
Source: RefSeq, a predicted model, not a curated record